GCCGGGGUGGCCGGAUGACGUGGCUGAGUCAGAGGAAGAGGCUCGGAGGCCGGGGGGCGGGGGUGGCACGGAGCGGGCGGUGACGGCGGCGGAGGCAGCGGCUGGGCCCGGGCCCCGUGCGUCUGUCCGCGCCCGGUGGAUGUGAAUCGGCGGCGGCGGCGGCGGAGGAGUCGGUGGGCCGGCGCCCGGCCUGUGGGAGCGCGGAGGAUGAGGCCGCUGCCGGGCGCUCCUGGCGUGGCGGCGGCCGCGGCGUUGUUGCUGCUGCUGCUGCCCCGGGCUCGGUCUGACGAGCACGAACACACGUAUCAAGAUAAAGAAGAAGUUGUUUUAUGGAUGAAUACUGUUGGGCCCUACCACAAUCGCCAAGAAACCUAUAAAUACUUUUCACUUCCAUUCUGUGUAGGGUCAAAAAAAAGUAUCAGUCAUUACCAUGAAACUUUGGGAGAAGCGCUUCAAGGAGUUGAAUUAGAAUUUAGUGGCCUGGAUAUUAAAUUUAAAGAUGAUGUGAUGCCAGGUACUUACUGUGAAAUUGACUUAGAUAAAGAGAAGAGGGAUGCAUUUGUGUAUGCUAUCAAGAAUCACUAUUGGUACCAGAUGUACAUAGAUGACUUACCAAUAUGGGGUAUUGUUGGUGAAGCAGAUGAAAAUGGGGAAGAUUACUAUCUUUGGACCUACAAAAAACUUGAAAUAGGCUUUAAUGGAAAUCGAAUUGUUGAUGUUAAUCUAACCAGUGAAGGAAAGGUCAAAUUGGUUCCAAAUACUAAAAUACAGAUGUCAUAUUCAGUAAAAUGGAAAAAAUCAGAUGUAAAAUUUGAAGAUCGAUUCGACAAAUAUCUUGAUCCAUCUUUUUUUCAACAUAGGAUUCACUGGUUUUCAAUUUUCAAUUCCUUCAUGAUGGUGAUUUUCUUAGUGGGUUUAGUUUCAAUGAUUUUAAUGAGAACUUUAAGAAAAGAUUAUGCCCGAUACAGUAAAGAAGAAGAAAUGGAUGACAUGGACAGAGACCUAGGAGAUGAAUAUGGAUGGAAGCAGGUGCAUGGAGAUGUGUUUAGACCAUCAAGUCACCCUCUGAUAUUUUCUUCUCUCAUUGGUUCUGGAUGUCAGAUAUUUGCUGUGUCUCUCAUUGUUAUUAUUGUUGCCAUGAUAGAGGAUUUAUAUACAGAGAGGGGAUCGAUGCUCAGUACAGCCAUAUUUGUCUAUGCUGCUACGUCUCCAGUGAAUGGGUAUUUUGGAGGAAGUCUGUAUGCUCGACAAGGAGGGAGGAGAUGGAUAAAGCAGAUGUUUAUUGGAGCAUUCCUUAUUCCAGCUAUGGUGUGUGGCACUGCCUUCUUCAUCAACUUCAUAGCCAUUUAUUAUCAUGCUUCUAGAGCCAUUCCUUUUGGAACAAUGGUGGCCGUUUGUUGCAUCUGUUUUUUUGUCAUUCUUCCUCUAAAUCUUGUUGGUACAAUACUUGGCCGAAAUCUGUCAGGUCAGCCCAACUUCCCUUGUCGUGUCAAUGCUGUGCCUCGUCCUAUACCGGAGAAAAAAUGGUUUAUGGAGCCUGCAGUUAUUGUUUGCCUGGGAGGAAUUUUACCUUUUGGUUCAAUCUUUAUUGAAAUGUACUUCAUCUUCACUUCUUUCUGGGCAUAUAAGAUCUACUAUGUUUAUGGCUUCAUGAUGCUGGUGCUGCUCAUCCUGUGCAUUGUGACCGUCUGUGUGACCAUCGUGUGCACAUACUUCCUGCUAAAUGCAGAGGACUAUAGGUGGCAAUGGACAAGUUUUCUCUCCGCCGCAUCAACUGCAAUCUAUGUUUACAUGUAUUCCUUUUACUACUAUUUUUUCAAGACAAAGAUGUAUGGCUUAUUUCAAACAUCAUUUUACUUUGGAUAUAUGGCGGUAUUUAGCACAGCCUUGGGGAUAAUGUGUGGAGCAAUCGGUUACAUGGGAACAAGUGCCUUUGUUCGAAAAAUCUAUACUAAUGUGAAAAUUGACUAGACACCUGAGACAACCUGGAGCUUCGGAUCAGUUUCUCUUUCAUGAGGGUGGAACUUGCACAGAAAAGAAAAAUAAGCGCAAGAAGAGAUUUGGGCUUAACACUGGGUACUUGUGGGUCUCUUUCAUGGAUGGCUUAAAGUAACAUCUAUUUCCAUUGAUCCUAGGUUCUUACUGACUGCUUUCUCCAACUGUUCACAGCAAAUGCUUGGAUUUUAUGCAGUAGGCAUUACCACAGUACAUGGCUAAUCUUCCCUAAACUAGCUCAUUAAAGAUGGAAUAGACCAGCUCUCUUCAGUGAAGAGGACAAAUAGUUUAUUUAAAGCAUUUGUUUCAACAAAAGAACUAGAGGGAAACUUGGAUGCUAAGAUUCCAUGAGUAGAAAUCUUCUUGGCACUUGGUGUUUCUAUGUUAUUGAAAAAUGAUGUUCCAGAAAGAUUAUUUUUUCUCUUAUUUUUACUGCCAUUGUUGAUCUAUUGUGGGACAUUUUUAUAUAUUGAACCUGGGUUGUUUUGGACCUGUUUUUGGUCGUCCCUCCAUUCAACUGCAUCUUUUUUUUUAAAGCAAAAUUAAAAACUAUUAAAUUCUGCAUGGGAUUUAUCUUCUGUCAUCUUAAUCUUAGUUGGAUCAACCUCAUUUAUUUAUCUUAAAAUUAACCAGUUAUAAUAUCUCAAUUCCAUCCAAAGAAAAUACAGUAUGAAAAUAGAGGUGUACUCUCUAUAAUGCAAUUUACUGUACAGUUAGCAAGCAAAGUGUUAAAUGAAGAAGAUACUUGUUUUAUUAAACAUCUGGAGAUUUAGAUAAAUUACAUUUUAACUGAAUGUCUAAAGUGAUUAUCUUUCCCUCCCUCCCCCAAGUUAGUCUUACAUCUUUUUUUGGGUUUCAAUGAAGGCUUUACAUAAGAAAUUAUUAAAAAAAAUAAGGGUGGGUCAAUAAGUGUAUAUAACAUUAAUAAUGUCGUGUAGGUGUAGGUUUCUGGAUGCAUUUGGAUGUACAGAUUGACUGGAGGACUUUUGGGAUGAUUGGUGUAGAAAUGUGUGGGUUUGGGUGGCUUUUUACAUCUUGCCUACCAUUGCAUGAAACGUUGGGGUUUCUUCAAAAUGUGUGUGUCACACUUCUUUUGGGAGGGGUUGUCUUCUUCUUUUAUGAAACUUCUCCUUGAGCUAAAUUUGUAAUUUAGAAACAUUUAAUUUUGUUAAUCCUGUCUGGGACAUUUAAGUAACAUCUAAAGCAUUAUUGCUUUAGAAUGUUCAAAUAAAAUUUCCUGACCAAA
Messenger RNA from Chionomys nivalis (European snow vole), 3241 nucleotides. RefSeq names its product transmembrane 9 superfamily member 3 (gene Tm9sf3). The coding region runs from base 208 to 1971 and encodes 587 amino acids. Gene Ontology annotation, biological process: protein localization to membrane. NCBI's taxonomy places the organism in Eukaryota, Metazoa, Chordata, Mammalia, Rodentia, Cricetidae. The transcript has 15 exons. Gene Ontology annotation, cellular component: membrane. The record is from RefSeq and is a predicted model, not a curated record.